AUGAAGAAACAGUUCAACCGCAUGAGGCAACUCGCCAACCAGACAGUGGGAAGGGCUGAGAAAACCGAGGUGCUCAGCGAUGAUCUACUGCAGAUUGAGAAGAGAAUGGAGUUGGUUCGUCUGGUUUCCCACAACGCUCACAAGAGGCUGGUGUGUUGUCUGCAGGGGCAGCUGGGCACAGACACAGAGAAGAGACACAAAAAGCUGCCUUUGACGGCUCUGUCCCAGGCCAUGCAGGAGGGGGGCGGUCAGCUGGGAGACGAAAGCAUGAUUGGUAAAAUGAUGGAUGCGUGUGGAGAAGCCGAGAGCAAACUGGCCUCAGAGCUGAUGCAUCACGAGGUUCUCCUGGAGCGGGACGUCCUGGAGCCUCUCAAUCAGCUGGCAGAGGUGGAUAUUCCAAACAUAUUAAAGCAAAGGAAGCAACUGGCUAAACUGGUGUUGGAUUACGAUUCAGCCAGGACAAGAUGGUACCAAGCAGUGAAGUCGAAUAACCCAGCCAUGGCAGCUAAGGUGGACUCCCUCAAAGAUGAAAUGGACGAAGCACAUAACAAAGUAGAAAUAUGCAAGGACCAGCUCUCGGCAGAUAUGUACAACUUUGCUUCUAAAGAGGGAGAAUACGCGCGCUAUUAUGUCAUGCUGCUGAAGGCCCAGGCUGACUUCCACAGACAAUCCCUGGCCGUGUUGGAGACGGCGAUACCCACGAUACAAAUACAACAAGACUCCUGGAUGGAGAAGCCUGCAUUUGGUACAGAACUGGAGGAGCAUCUGAAGAGGAGUAACCGCGAGAUCGCGCUGCCGUUAGAGGCCUGUGUCAUGAUGCUCCUGGAAACCGGAAUGAAAGAGGAGGGCCUUUUCCGAAUAGCUGCUGGUGCCUCUAAACUGAAGAAACUAAAAGCAGCGUUGGACUGUUCCACUUCACAGCUCGAAGAGUUUUACUCGGAUCCCCACGCCGUGGCCGGGGCCCUAAAGUCUUACCUGAGGGAGCUUCCUGAGCCUCUGAUGACGUUUGACAUGUACGAUGAGUGGAUACAAGCCUCUAACGUAUCGGACUCGGACAAGAGACUCCAGGCCUUGUGGGUGACAUGUGAUCAAUUACCAAAGGCGCAUAAGAGCAAUUUUAAGUAUCUUGUUAAGUUUCUGGCGAGACUUGCUCAAGACAGUGAAACAAAUAAGAUGACUCCAAGUAACAUUGCAAUAGUUCUGGGGCCCAACUUGCUCUGGCCAAAGACAGAAGGAACCUUGGCAGAGAUGGCCGCUGCGACUUCUGUAGCUGUGGUCGCAAUUAUUGAGCCCAUCAUCCAACACGCGGACUGGUUUUUCCCUGAAGAAAUGGAUUUCAAUGUGUCUGGGAUGUUUUCCCUACCUACUCACCCACCAACCCCGGACCCUGAGCCCAACCUGGAGAGGAGGCGUCCUGGCAGCCAAGGGGGGUAUGAAGGGGAAUCUCAUCCCCCCCGUAAAGACAGCACCAGUAACAAACACCCGGAGCCCGCUCCUCGUAGAUCCGGCACUGUUCAUAAAAAGCAACCACUAACCUCACCUACCUUUCAACCCCCACUGCCCCCUCUGGAGGGGUGGGGUGCUGCACAGUCUGAGCCCCAGGCCCUGUGUCCACCUGCAGAGGCUGCGCUGAGUGUGGCUGCUGCUAAUGCUGUUUCUGUUGGUGGUGGGGCCCCUACAGCAGAGCAGCCCCUUGUAGUCCAGGUCACCUCAGACAACAGCAGCCCUGCUCGAGAGCUCACUUCUACGCCCCCUUCACAGAGGAAUGGAUCGAUCCACCUCGGAACACCACAGUCCCUCAACAGGACCAGGGGGGCUAGCCCGCAGAUGAUGCGAAGAGGUACAAAGAAGCAGGCUCCAGCUCCUCCCAAACAGGCCAGCCCAUUCUCAUCUCAGUCCAAUAUCCAGACGCCUGGCUCCCCACACCCCACCGUCACCCCCAGACGCAACCCCAGCAAAGAGGCUCUCAUUGCAGUUCCCAGUCACCCACCACCACAGCCUCCUGCGUCCCACCAGAGCCCAACCGAGUCGGAGCCCUCACCCCCACGGACACCCACCCCUCCCAACACUCCCCCUCACGAUGGACCACCCCCUGUGCACCUGUACGGCUCCCUGCCUCGCCCCAGCCGCCCCGCCCCCAAGCCACGCCCACGGCCCAGCAUACCCCCGCCACCACAGCCUGGGGGAAACGAGAGUAACGGGAUUUGCAACUCUGCCUCCAAAAUCAUCACAGACGCAGGACCCAUUCUCAAAGGAACUGGCCGAGCCUUUGUCCCAGCGGUCAUGGUGGUGCAGCCGGAGGAUCGUUCUGCUGCUGGUCAGGAGCCUGACUCCGCCCCCUUCUCUGAGCUGGUCACAGAAAGCACCGUUCUGUGA
Molecule: messenger RNA, 2376 nt
Organism: Knipowitschia caucasica
Lineage: Eukaryota; Metazoa; Chordata; Actinopteri; Gobiiformes; Gobiidae
Source: the annotation of a GenBank genome assembly